AUGUUUUCCGAAAGAAAAGUGAAAUUAACUCUUCAUUUGCCUAAAUUAGAAUCAUGUGCUUAGUUUGAAUCUGAUGUAUACACCACAACAUCAAGAUCAAGUAAAGACUGUUAGCUAUUAAUAGGAAUAUUGUCAAUCUCCAAAGCUCCCAAAUCAGACAGGAGAAUAGUACAUAAGCAUACAGUUACACAAAUGAACACCUCCAAUUAACUUCAUUUGUAUACUCCCAAGUACGAGAGUCUGUAAGCCAAAAGACUCAAAAACAUUCCUUAUGAACUAAAAUAUUUCACUCCUAAUCUCCCUAACAAAAAUUUUAAAUCUAGCCAUCUAAUGAACAACAAACUAUUAGAAACACCAAAAGUCACAAUACAGAACAAAGAUAAGUGGCUAUUAAAUGUACAUAAAACUAGAAUGAACAAUGCUUUUAGUCUCGGUAAAAGUAAAAGAAUGUAAAAUAAACACCUAAAAACGGAAUAACAAGAAGAGCACAAUUAAAUCACAAGACAGAACUUAAAUUUUAUAGAAAAUGAAUAAAUCAAAAGACUCAAAAAACAAAGGAAUGACACUCAAAAAUUAAUUGCUCAAUUUGCUUCUUAGUUUAAUUCGGGUGCCAAACUUAAUUAUAUUGACGAAAACUUUUGA
Molecule: messenger RNA, 642 nt
Organism: Paramecium tetraurelia
Lineage: Eukaryota; Ciliophora; Oligohymenophorea; Peniculida; Parameciidae
Exons: 2
Source: RefSeq, a predicted model, not a curated record